GCCCCGUAUCCUUUCUUUCUAUUUCCGGCCCGGUCAUGGCAGCUGGAUGCAGGAAGCAAUUGUUUUCAGAAUAGAUAUAAACAACAAGGAGCAAAAUAUAGUCUCGAAACUAACGUUACGCCGUUGUAGGGAUUUGCGGAUUUACCUUUUGAUUUCUGGCGCUGUGAAAUAUGGCUAACGUUACAACAGCUCAGUUAUUCGAGGAACCGUUUGAUGCUGAUGAGUAUAUUGAGAGACUGGCCUGGAGAACACCUGGAGGAGGUUCCAAAGGAGGUGCAGAGGCAUUUGACCCCAAAAAGUUGCUGGAAGAGUUUGUGAACCACAUUGAGGAACUAAAACAGCUGGAUGAAAGAAUUCAAAGGAAGGUGGAGAAAUUGGAGCAGCAAUGUCACCGUGAAGCCAAGGAGUUUGCCCACAAGGUCCAAGACCUGCAGAGGAGCAACCAAGUAGCCUUCCAGCACUUCCAGGAGUUGGAUGAACAUAUCAGUUAUGUGGCCACCAAGGUGUGUCAUCUGGGAGAUCAGCUAGAAGGUGUUAAUACUCCAAGACAAAGGGCAGUGGAGGCUCAGAGACUCAUGACAUACUUCAACGAGUUCCUGGAUGGAGAACUGCGCAGUGAUGUCUUCAACAAUCCUGACAAGAUAAAAGAAGCUGCAGACAUCAUUCAGAAGUUGCACCUGAUCGCUCAGGAGCUGCCGUUUGAUAGAUUUUCUGAUGUCAAGGCCAAGAUAGCAAGUAAAUAUCAUGACCUUGAGCGUCAGUUGAUCCAGGAGUUCACAGCAGCUCAGCGAAGGGGAGAGAUUGGGCGCAUGCGUGAGGUGGCAGCAGUCCUGCUGCAUUUUAAGGGUUAUGCUCACUGUGUGGAUGUCUACAUCAAGCAAUGCCAAGAGGGAGCGUACAUGCGGACUGAUGUAUUUGAAGACAUUGCAAUUCUGUGUCAGCGGGUUAACAAACAAGUUGGGGAGGUUUUCUGCAGUCCAGAGACUGUCAUGGCUAAACUCAUUCAGAGCAUCUUUGAGAAUAAGAUACAGGCUCAUGUCAAAGAAAGACUAGAUGAGACCCGCAACUCUGAUGUGGAGCAAUACCUCAAGAACCUCUAUGACCUCUAUACACGGACAACGGCACUGGCUGCUAAACUCUCAGACUUUAACUUGGGCUCAGACAAGCACACGUUUCUAUCUAAGCUGAUAAAGAAUAUAUUCUCCUGUUAUCUGGAGAGCUACAUAGACAUGGAGCGACAAUAUCUGCAAAACCGCAGUGGCAUGAUUCUUCAGCGCUAUUACGACUCUAAGAACCACCACAAACGACCUGUAGGCACUGGAAGCAUCCAGGAGCUAAAAGAGAGGAUCAGACAACGCACUAACUUGCCUCUGGGACCCAGUAUUGACACACAUGGAGAGACUUUUCUCUCACAAGAGGUUGUAGUCAACCUGCUGCAGGAAACCCGACAUGCCUUUGAGAGAUGCAACAAGUUGUCAGACCCAGCAGAUCUACCAAAAAAUGCCUUCUCCAUUUUCUUGCUUUUGGUGGAGUAUCUGUGUGUGGACCAUAUAGACUACGCCCUUGAGAUUGGGCUGUCAGCCAUCCCGUCUGCAGAUGCCAAAAAUGCCAACCUUUACUUUUUGGAUGUGGUUCAGCAGGCCAACACAAUCUUUCACCUCUUUGACAAGCAGUUUAACGAUCAUCUUAUGCCUCUUAUUAGCUCCUCUCCUAAGCUGACGGAGUGCCUGCACAAGAAGAAAGAGGUGAUCGAACAGAUGGAGGUGAAGCUGGACACCGGGAUUGAUCGGACACUAAAUUGCAUGAUAGGCCAGAUGAAGCACAUUCUGGCAACUGAACAGAAGAAAACAGACUUCAAGCCAGAAGACGAGAACAAUGUCAUGAUACAGUACACUACAGCGUGCUCAAAGGUGUGUGCCUAUGUGAGUAAGCAAGUGGAACGCGUGCGGCGGUCCAUGGAUGGUAAAAAUGUGGACACUGUAUUGACUGAGCUGGGAGUGCGGUUCCAUAGGCUGAUCCACGAGCACCUGCAGCAGUUCAGCUACAGCUCCAUGGGUGGUAUGCUAGCCAUCUGUGAUGUGGCAGAAUACCGCCGCUCAGCCAAAGAUUUCAAGGUUCCUCUUGUGCUCCAGCUCUUCGACACACUUCAUGCUCUGUGUAACCUCCUGGUUGUUGCCCCGGACAACCUCAAACAGGUGUGCUCUGGAGAGCAGCUGACCAACCUUGACAAGAACCUCCUCCACGCUUUCGUCCAACUGAGAGUAGACUAUCGCUCAGCCCGACUGGGACGGCAUUUCAGCUAAUGACUGGCAGGGCUGCCCAAUAACCGCACAGCCUACAGAACUGCCAUCCAUUCAGAGCUGCGAGAAACACAAGUGGCAAAUCUUGAGUGGCUGUUGAAUUGUCUUUGUCUAUGAUUCAGUGUGGAAAUUAAACUUUGUGUGAAACGAACAAAAGAGCAACUGUUUCCCUUCCCAACACUUCCCAGGUUGCUCAAUUUUAAGUUGCGCGUUUUGUUCUAUAUGCAGGUUUUAAUGCGAGCGUAGUGGUUUGCUCAUAUUUUGUUUAUGAUAUAGUUUUAAAAGGAUAUAUAAUGAGGGUAGAGUGCUGUUUUGUACAUUUUUCCCUGUGUCUUCGGAGUCUAACGGAGAAAGGAUGAUCAUCUCUGAUAGAUGAACUGAAAUGGGCCGCUCGAAUGAUUCUGCCACUGGACUUGGGUGGUCAAGAGACUCAUUUUUAUUUGCUUUUAUUUUGAUUGUGCCAAAUCCAUCCUCUGUGGCUCUGCUUGGAGGAAAGGGGUGGUUCUGCACGCUGCUCUGGAUCAAUGAGUUUGUCCAGCUCAUUUCACUCAGGCUCUUGUGCACACACAGGGCUUCAAAGAGAAGACAAUUGCUGUUUUGAGCUGAACAAUGCAGGUGUUAUACAAAUGUUGCCAUGCUUUGAAAGGUAAUUUUAUUCUAAAAUCAUUUCAUACUCUUAAAAAUACCAUCUUCAGUGGUCUUAAACACAUGUGCAUUAAUUUUAAGAUUCAUUUAGAGAUGUUUAAGGCUGAAUUCUGUCAAAAAACAAACAAACAAUAGAAUGGUUUCAUUUCCAUGCUGCCCUGCAACCUGCAAAGCUGACCUUUCCAAUGCUAAAAUAUAACUUCAUACAUGAACAACAGUUAUUUUGGAGAUGCAAAUGAAAAAUACUGCAUCUGUUAUAACAACCUGCUGCUUACUAAAAUUUAAGUAAAAUUUGCAUAUACUGAUUUAGCAUUAACAUAAUUAAUAAAAAAUAAAUACAUGAGGCAAGCAGCAUUGAUCGUUGUAUGAGAUUUCUAAGGGCUCAGGUCACACACUGUUGUUGUUGUUGUUUUUUUUAAGGACUGAUGAUCUGAUUCUCAAUUAGGACUUUGCUUUUUUAAUUCUGACAUCUGUAUGGAUAUUCUGAAGCUCAGUGAUUAGAAAUGUGGGUGUUACCACCAGUCACACACCAUUAAUCCAAGACACUUUCAUCUGACAGGGAUGUUGAAUGCAGUAAUGUCAUACAACUAGUUGAACUCUAACCCUUAACCUCUGAUGAAGAGGCAGGGGUCAAGAUCUUUGACCUCUAGGAAUGAUCUAGGUGUUAGAAAGGAUUAGAUGGUCUGAUUCUUGAUUCCGUUAUACUGUACUGGUUUCAAAAAUGAAUUUAUGUCAAAAUGAUGCUAUAUGAGCUGAUUCGUGUGUACAAGCUGCUCAUUAUAAUCAAUUAUUUCCAAAAAAUAAAAUGUGUGAAACAA
Molecule: messenger RNA, 3763 nt
Organism: Onychostoma macrolepis
Lineage: Eukaryota; Metazoa; Chordata; Actinopteri; Cypriniformes; Cyprinidae
Gene: exoc5
Product: exocyst complex component 5
Exons: 18
Coding region: 171-2303 (710 amino acids)
Biological process (GO): exocytosis; Golgi to plasma membrane transport
Cellular component (GO): cytoplasm; exocyst
Source: RefSeq, a predicted model, not a curated record